AUGGGUUUAAACAAAACUAAAAAACAACUAAGUAAUAAAAAUAAACGAAGAGCAGAUACAAGUGAAGAAGAAGACUUAAACCAAUCUGAGAUAGAGUCCAAAAUGAAUGAAAGUGGAUCAGAAACCUUGGAAAGACUUCAAAUUGCUCAUAACAAAGAGGUUAAGAACCAGAAAGCAGAUUUCAAUUUAGAUAAUAUGAAUAAUGGCUCAUCCAAAAAAAAGACCAAAAGGAAGAAAAAUUACAAAAAGGACGAUACUUCUAGUUCAGAGACGGAAGAUACUGAUAAUGAGUUAGCUCCAAUCAAAAAACCAAAUGAAGCAACAUAUAUCGAUAUCCCUAAAACAUUCAAACUGGACAAACCUGAAUCACUUCAUUUGAUGAUUACGGCUAAGUAUGCAAAGCAAAUGCCUGAAUUUCAAAAAAUUCCAGAGAAUGAAAAGAUUAAACAAAAAAACUCUUAUUUUAGUUCAAGUGAAAGAACCCAGAAUUUCCUGCUACAACUUGUGACUGGGCCAUUAGAUGAACGAUGUGACACAGAGAAACGCAAAAUAAAUAAUCAUUCACUUUACAACAAAAAAAGUAAAACUGAACAAUUGGUUGAAUUGAGUGAUUUCGCUACUGAUCAAAUUCAUGACUUGGAAGUUGAAACUCCAAUUUCAACAAAUAUGAAUGAUACUAUUGCGGCAUCGGCAUCUUCUUCACGACUUCCAUUAACUACUCUCCAAAAUCAAAAUAGGGAUUCCAAUAAUACUGAUGAGUUAUCAGGCAAACCUAAAAAACCUCAAAAUUCUAGACGCACACUACAUAGUCAUACUUCCAGCCUGUAA
Molecule: messenger RNA, 828 nt
Organism: Cetraspora pellucida
Lineage: Eukaryota; Fungi; Glomeromycota; Glomeromycetes; Diversisporales; Gigasporaceae
Source: the annotation of a GenBank genome assembly